AUGGCAGUGUCUGAUCAGAAACCUGCUUACGACAACGCGUCGCAGCUCUCGGAUCCCGAGAAGUACACGUCCAAUAGCUCUGACAGAGUUGCUGGAUUUGAAGAUCCUGAUGCUGGGUUGAGCGAUGAGGAGAGGGCGAAGAUUGAUCGCAAGCUUCUAUGGAAGCUCGAUCUCCGCCUGGUACCCUGGCUGAGUCUUUUAUACCUCGUCUCCUUCCUCGAUCGGACAAACAUCGGGAAUGCGAAGAUCGUCGGUCUCACCAAGGACCUGAAUAUGACUCCGAACCAGUAUAAUGCCACGCUUACGAUCUUCUUCGUCUCAUACUCGGUCUUUGAGCCCUUGACCAACAUUCUGCUCAAGCGAUUGCGACCGAGUAUCUUCAUUCCACUUAUUAUUAUGUCCUGGGGUAUUUGCAUGACACUCAUGGGCAUCGUCAAGAACUAUUCAGGUUUGAUGGCAGUGCGCUGGUUCCUAGGUCUCAGCGAAGCUGGUCUCUUCCCCGGUGUCGGAUACUUUUUGUCUUGCUGGUAUAAACGCUCCGAGUUUGGCGUGCGCAUGGCCAUCUUCUUCUCUGCGGCCGCGCUAGCUGGUUCAUUCGGUGGACUACUCGCUGCAGCGAUCGCCAAUAUGAACGGAAUCGGAGGGCUCGCAGGCUGGUCAUGGAUUUUCAUCUUGGAGGGACUUGCUACCUUCUUGAUCGGUAUCGCAUCCUUCUGGUGCGUCUAUGACUUCCCAGAUCAGGCUACAUUUUUGUCGCCAGAUGAUCGGAAACGUGUCCUGCGCCGCCUGGCUUUCGAUCAGCAGUCGAGUGCGGAGCAUGAAGAGUUCAAGAUGUCGUACUUCUGGGCCAGUGUGAAAGACUGGAAAACUUGGACUGGUGCUGUUGUCUAUAUGGGCGCAGACGGUUCGCUUUAUGCAUUCUCGUUGUUUGUGCCCACUAUCAUCAGCGAACUACUGCUUAGCGUGCCCCCGUACGCCGUAGCCGCCGUUCUUACCGUGACGGUAGGGUUCCUUGCAGAUCGCACUCGCCAGCGUGGACUGUGCAACAUCGGAGUAUCAAUUCUUGGAAUUGUCGGAUUCUCCAUGUUAUUGGGAUGCAAGACCGCUGGCGGACGCUACGCCGGAGUUUUCUUGGGGGCGAUGGGGAUCUAUCCUGCGAUCGCCAACACCAUCGCUUGGGCCAGUAACAAUACAGAAGGUUGGUUGUUCUAUUCGUCGGUAUAUCCUCAGCUACUUAUUGAUUUCCCAGGUGUUUACAAGCGCGGUGUGACUCUCGGUUUCAUUAUAGGAUGGGGAAACCUGAACGGGAUCGUCUCAUCCAAUAUCUAUCGUGAUGAGGAUAAACCGCGAUUCUACCCCGGCCAUGGCGUUGUACUGGCUUAUCUUGUUCUAUUUCUCUGUGGUGGCUCGAUCGUGCAGUACUUCCUGCUGCGCCGCGAAAACCGCAAGCGGAUGCGUGGUGAUCGUGAUCAGUGGGUCGAAGGUCUGGACCAGAGUCAGAUCGAGCUGCUUGGAGAUAAACGGCCGGACUUCAUAUACACUUUGUAA
Penicillium atrosanguineum is the source of this 1548-nucleotide messenger RNA. RefSeq lists its product as uncharacterized. The coding region runs from base 1 to 1548 and encodes 515 amino acids. Gene Ontology annotation, molecular function: transmembrane transporter activity. Lineage: Eukaryota; Fungi; Ascomycota; Eurotiomycetes; Eurotiales; Aspergillaceae. The record is from RefSeq and is a predicted model, not a curated record. The transcript has 5 exons. Gene Ontology annotation, cellular component: membrane. Gene Ontology annotation, biological process: transmembrane transport.